AUGAAUUCAUUGUCUUAGUAAUUUAGUCUUGAUUAGACUGAUUAAAACUUUUGUGGCCCAAAAGUAAAGUUGGAUGACAAUAGACUCAAUAAUGUUCAAAAACAGUCAUCCCAUGACUUAUUCAAAAGUUCACUGUUUCAAAUAUCAAAUGAUUAUAUAGAAGUAGCAUAGACUCCAAAUCCUUAAUUUUAAUCAGCAAAAAAUAAUAGAUGGACACGUAGAAUGGUAAGAUAUUGAUAUUUAAAAUAAGUUAACCAGAAAAAACAAAUAGGAAGUAAGUUAGAAAUUAGUUGAUAACUAAGUUUUUAAGACUUUAGCAAAAGAGAGGUUAGUUAAACAAUUUAAGCGUAAUUUAUUUUUGCGUUCUUAUGUAAUGAGUAAAGAAUACAAAGAUGUAAUUCAAAAUCAUUUUAAAUAUGAAUAAAAUAGUUCAAAAAGAGUGGAAUGUAUUUUAAUUUGAUUAUAAAUAGUUAAUUCAUAAUAGUAAGAUAAAUAAAUAUUUCUUAUACCUGGCAGUAAAGUGACUUUGAUUUUAGAUCUUUUGUCCUUAUUAAUCAAGAUAUUAUGUCUUUGGGUAUCUCCAUUGAUAGUAUCUUUCAGACCAGAUAAUUAUAUAUUUAUGUGGUUCUAAUUAGGAAUAAUGUUUUAAAUAUUCAUAGAAAUCUUCAUCUAAACCAAUAGACCAAUAAAUAUAUAAGGUGAAACAAUAACUAAUUAGAAAAAGAUCCUUGCUAAUUAUUUUACUUAUCAUUUAUUUGAAGAUAUCGUAGAUAUAAGUUGUUGGGUAAUAUAAUACUUAAAUAUCAAUAAUAUAUCUAAUAGUGUUGCAUGUGGAUUAAUAAUAUUAGUUUCAUUUAAGAAGAUGUUAAAAAAUUAUUCUAAUUGCAAUGAGACAAUGUUUUUAAAAGGAAGUUUUAAUUAUGCAUUAGAUAUAUUUACAUUGAUAAUAACUAUCCUAUCAUUUGCUCAUGUGAUGGCUUGUAUACUUCAUUAUGUUGGAUAAUUGACUGUAAUUACAGGUGAAUCAUGGUUAUUGAAGUACUCUAUUGAUGAUGCAUCUAUAUGGGUAUAAUAUAAUUAUUCGAUCUAUUGGGCAAUAAUGACAAUGGUAACAGUAGGAUAUGGAGAUAUAACAGCUGCUAAUCAAUAUGAAAUGUUCUUAAUAAAUUGUAUGAUGUUAUUGAGUAGUGGAAUGUUUGCAUAUUCAAUGAACAGCAUUGGAAUGAUUCUAAAGAACAAUUAUGACAUUCAAUAAAGAUAUAAGUAAGAACAAUAUUUAUCAAUAGAAGAUGUUUAAUAUAGAUAAAUAAUUAUAUGAAGAAAGGUUAAUUAAAUUAGACAAUUUAAAAUAGAGUAAGAAAUUAUGUAAAACAUUAUAUAUAAACAGAAUUUAAUGAAAAUUAUGGUGAAGUAAAGGAAAUCAUAAGUCAUCUACCUGCUAAAUUAAGAUAAGAAUUAACUAUGGGUAUAUAGAUGAAUAUUAUGGAGAAUAUAUCUGUUCUUAAUCAUAACUUUUCAUAAACUAUAUUAAAAUAAUUAUCAUAAAAAAUAGAAUAAGUAAAAUAUAUACCAGAUGAAGUUAUAUACAAUAAUGGUGAUUUAGAAGAUUAAUAUUUGUAAAUAUUUAUAUCAAAACAUUUAUAGAUAUUAUUUACAAGAAGGACAAGUACUUUUAUGUGAAGAGAGAAGUAAUAAAGUCUUAUAAACAAUUAAAGUAGGAGAGACAUUUGGAGAACAUUAAUUUUUCACAGGAUUUCCAGCUAAAACAUAAGCAAUCAGUUAUGGUCAUUCAAUUUUAUAUAGAAUUCAUAGAAAUUCAUUAAUUAAAUUAUUUAAUAGUGUAAGUAAUAAAGAUUUUUAAAGAUUUCAUAAUAUUAAGGAUAAUAUUAUAUACUUGAAUAAUUAUUAAGUCAUUUUAAAGAAAUGCAAUAUUUGUAAUUUGUAUAAUCAUACUAAUAUUGAAUGCCCUUUAAUCUCAUAUAGACCAGAUCGAUUUAGAGUAGUAAUGUAGCCAGAUAAAAAUAUUAAGUAAGAAAUGAAAAGAUAAAAAUAUAAAAGAGCUGGAGAUAAAAUUAAUUCGUUAGCUAUGAAUAGUAAAGUAGUAGAAUCUGUUUAAGAAUUUACUUCAACUUAAUCAAUGACUAAUUUUCAUGAAAUUGAAGAUACUAAUCAAUAACUUAAUCCUAAAAUCUAUAGUGGUCAAAUUCAAUAAAACACAUAAGGAAUAAGUAGUAAAUUAAUGAUAGAUUUUAAAUAACAAAGCAAAGACUUUUUUAAUUUUGAUAAAUAAGGCUCUGAUUAAUUGGUUGAAGCACCUCAAAGACCUCCUAGAAUCUCUAUCUCAGGAUUAUAAAAUUUAAUUAAAAAAAGAGUAGUACAUAAUAUAAUGAAAAAGGAUCUUAAUAAAUAAUAAUCUAAACAAUCAUUUAAUAAAACUCCAUCCCUUCGAAAAUAAUAAUCAAAUGUAAGGUAAUCUUCAAAACAUUUAACAAAAGAUGAAUUGGAAGGAUAGCCUAGUGAAUUAGAUUAGAAAGAAUUUAAUUAAUUAGAAUAUAUACAAUCACAUCCUUAAUAAACUAAUUUUUCAGUUGAUCAUUACUAUAAUUAUUAGGGAUAUAUGCAAAAUGAUAAUCUAUUGUAAGUUAUUAAAAAAUAUGACAAAAAUAAGAUGAAAGGCUCUAGAUUAUGGAACCCAUAUAAAAAUUCAAAAAAUUCUGAUGGAGCCAUUUUCGGAUCAAUGGAAUAUUCUAUUGUAAUGAAUAAAUGA
Molecule: messenger RNA, 2767 nt
Organism: Paramecium pentaurelia
Lineage: Eukaryota; Ciliophora; Oligohymenophorea; Peniculida; Parameciidae
Source: the annotation of a GenBank genome assembly